This is a messenger RNA of Lottia gigantea (owl limpet), 963 nucleotides long. RefSeq lists its product as hypothetical. The record is from RefSeq and is a predicted model, not a curated record. Lineage: Eukaryota; Metazoa; Mollusca; Gastropoda; Lottiidae. The transcript is spliced from 2 exons. Bases 1 to 963 code for a protein of 320 amino acids.
AUGCAAACUGUUAUAGUAGAACGCCCAUUUGCUCCGUGUCUAUAUGCUGAAGUAGAUAUACCCCAGUACAAAAGUAUCUCAAUGUUAGUGGACACAGGUUCAACCUUUUCACUCUUUUCUUUUGUCGAUUAUCUCAAGCUUCCUAACCGUCCACUUUUGUACGAUACCAACGCAGUUCUAAGCACUGCGGAUGGUCGCCCUCUAUGGCCUGAAGGAAUGCUUCGUUUGGAAUUUGAUGUUGCAAACAAGAGUUUUAGACACGAUUUCCUAGUUGUUGAUAUGAAACUUAAUGGUGUGUUAGGUAUAGAUUUUAUUCUGAAGCAUAAAUAUAAUAUUGAUGUAACCGAGAUGGCUCUGGUGCAUGGUCAAGAACGCAUUCCAUUAACUCCACAAACUAAAGUUCCAACUUGUGCACUUGUUAGGCUCGCUAAAACUGUCAGGAUACCUGCUAUGUCUGAAAAGAUUGUUCAGGGUAUUGCUAGUGAAGAUUUAGGUGCAGUUGCUAUGUUGUUGGAACCAGGAGAAACAUUGGUUAAUAGGAAGUUGCUUUUGGCAAAAUCGUUAGUUAAUGGGAAUAAUAUUAAUAUGUGUAUUCUUAACAUGAAUAAUAAGCCUGUUGAACUUCCUGUUGAUAGCGUGAUAGGUAGGGUAGAAACAGUAACGGAAUUAGAUAAUAUACAUAGUGGUAUCAAAUCUCCGUCCGAAACUGUACCCGAACAUUUACAAUUCUUGGUUAAAGAGGCAUCUGGCAAUUUAAAAGUCAAGAAGCUUGAGAAGUUAAUCAUUGAGUUUGAGGAUAUUUUUAUGGACUCUGAUGGUCAGUUAGAAAUGGAAUUACAACUUAAAGUGGACCCUGCAGACUUAAGGGAAUUUCAAAAUUCUUUAAGGGAAGAUUUCCCUGAUGAUGGUCUACGAUGUAGAGUUGUUGGGUGCAUGACUACCGAUGUAAUGAAUAAAAGCUGA